Messenger RNA from Vanessa tameamea, 1115 nucleotides. RefSeq lists its product as uncharacterized. Gene Ontology annotation, biological process: proteolysis. The record is from RefSeq and is a predicted model, not a curated record. Gene Ontology annotation, molecular function: serine-type endopeptidase activity. Lineage: Eukaryota; Metazoa; Arthropoda; Insecta; Lepidoptera; Nymphalidae. The transcript is spliced from 7 exons. The coding region runs from base 45 to 1115 and encodes 356 amino acids.
AGUAAUCGAUACUUUUUUGAUAACGCGGCAUUUCCAAAUGGACAAUGCUCUACAGUUCAGUGGUUUUAAUCACGGUUGUUUCUAUUGAUCUUGUACUCACCAAUGUGGAAAGAAAAGAUACUUCAGUUAACACCGAUGAGCGUGAGCCCUUACAAGAUGGACGUCGCCGUCACAACACCGAAGAAAAGCAAGCACUGAGAAUCCGCAACGAUUAUGUAUCCAGCAUGAAUAGUAAUAAAGAUAGUUUGCGAAUUCGCGGUGGAAACGCGACUGAUACAAAGAAUUAUCCGUACAUAGCUGCUAUUAUAAUAAAUGGUAGACUGUGGUGUGCUGGGACCAUUGUUGACGUCAAUUGGGUGCUGACCGCUGCACAUUGUCUCAAUUAUGUCCUCCACGUUGCACCGAUGAAGACUUUAGGGCAAUAUGUCAAGAUCAGGGUGGGCAGCGCCCAUCCUCACGAGGGAGGGACGUUGGUUGAUGUGGCCGGAGCAAUUCGUCAUCCCAAAUUUGAAGAGGAACCAGUUCCACACGCUGAUAUAGCCUUGCUGAAACUUUCUGAAAACCUUGAAUUUCAACAGCACAUCAACCUUAUCAGAAUAUAUGACGGUAUGAAGGAGCCCUUUGCACAAAGUUUUGUGUCUGUAACGGGCUGGGGAGCUACACGUGGUUCAGAUACGUCGUUCCGUGAUCACACACCGGACCUGAUGACAGCUCGACUUAAGGUGCGCACGCGCAGCUAUUGCAGUGACGCAUAUCAGCUCGUCAACGGUUUUCAGUUCACGCCAGAUUUCUUUUGUGCUUCAUUGAGAAAUGGUACAAGAGAUGCAUGUUUGUUCGAUGCCGGUGCCCCGGCCGUGCAACACAAUCGGCUAAUGGGAGUCAUGAGUUUCGGACCAGAGCGAUGCGGACACGAGUACCAACCGGCUGUUUUUAUCAAGGCUUUUUAUUUUAGAGAUUUUGUAAAACAUACAAUAUCAUCAUACAAGACGACAGCUGAACUGAUAGAAGCGAUGAAAGACAUUGACCCGGUGGUCCGUCCACCGGUUCACGUGCUGGAGGACGGACCGGCGUACAACCCGGAAGAAGUUACGCAGCCGGAUUACAGACACGAUUGA